CGUUGUUCCUUCGUUUUCAACCACCGUAUGGAAAUUUCCCUAUACUGUCGAAUCGCGCAAAACGUUGUCUAGUUAUUUCCUUCUCUCGUCGGACGAAAUAUAGAUUUUUUUUAGCGAAAAUAUUAGAAUGUUAGUACGAAUGGAUUUUAUGACAACACAGCUACUCUAGUUGAAAGUUGAAAGAUUGAAACUGGAAGAUCAGCAUAUCAAUUUGGCGUUAUAGAUUAAUACGAAUUUAUUUUAAAAAAUGCGUAUGUAAAGUUAAGAAUAUAUAAGCUGAGAUUCUUUGACUGAAUUUCAAGACAUUCAUUUACACGGUCAGUAGCGGAGUAUCCUUUGUAUUGUCAUCCAUUCUUACGGUUCUCGUGUUUUCUGGAAUGCAAAUAUAUAGAACUUGGUUAGCAUCGUCACAACUUUAUACCAUAUUGGGCGGAUAUAUUGGAUCUAUAUUAUUUAUGUGCGUAUUGACUGCUAUUGGAAAUCUAGAAUCUACGGUAUUUGGAAAAUCUUUUCAACAAAAAUUAUUCCCUGAAGUUAUGUUCUCGUUAAUUAUCAGUUUAAUCGCAUCAGGAUUAGUGCACAGAGUGGCAACUACCACCUGCUUUCUGUUUUCGAUGAUCGCGUUAUAUUACAUCAACCGGAUUUCUCAAGAAACCUAUGCUGCACCUGUGCCUACAGUAUUGGUACAUACGAAGAAAAGAAAAUGAAAAUAUAACCUAAAUUCACCAUAAUCUCUAUUUAAUUGUAUUCGGAAGAAAUAAUUCAUAUAAAAUCGUUUAACUAUAA
Megachile rotundata (alfalfa leafcutting bee) is the source of this 786-nucleotide messenger RNA. Its product is annotated as protein KRTCAP2 homolog. Gene Ontology annotation, biological process: protein N-linked glycosylation. The record is from RefSeq and is a predicted model, not a curated record. NCBI's taxonomy places the organism in Eukaryota, Metazoa, Arthropoda, Insecta, Hymenoptera, Megachilidae.